AUGUGUACGGUUUGGCGCACUUGGUGCUUCUUGGUGCUGGCCAGCGCUGUGCUGGGCCAGAGGAUCAACCAGGAUGCUGUGCUGUCACAACGUCCUGCGAGGGUCCGAGAUCGGGACACGACCAAGCAGGACGAGCCGACCUGCGAUCAACUGAAAGCCAUGUGGAGGUUCUCUAAAAGGCAAGCUCGGGCGCCGGAGAUAAUGAACGAAGUGAGCACCUACAGAGACCCGCUGAUGUACAAUGAGUGGCCAGUGUAUACCACUAUGCCAAGGGCUGCCCCAAGAUUCCGAUAUCAAUAUCCAUCGGUUCCACGCGAAGCUUAUGGACGGGUGGUCACCAAGGCUCCUCCGAAUGUGGUGCGCACUCCUGAUUACGACGAGAUGUUUGGAAUGUUGAACGUUCCUCGCACGUCUGGCAAGAUUCUGCGAUACCCCGGCCCCUCAAGAUCCCGUGGUCACCCCACGUUCAUGGUGCCGCCGCAAAGGGACCGGUUCGAAGCCUUGAAGAAACUCAUCCGUCAGGAGCACGUGCGUGAACUUCAGAGAAAAUACGAAACAGAACAGAAGCAAGAGCUGAAAGAAAUUGCCGCGGGCCGUGGAAACGAUGACUAUGCUUAUGGCAACUACGGCGAAAUGGAAGCACGUGGACUUCAGCAGGUGCAAGUGGAAUACCCAUCCGACGAACCGAGCGCCAGGCAUUCUAAGAAACCACCCAGCGGCAGCCGCCAAGUGUCCCAGUUCUCCCGCUACUCCGACGUGAUGGUGCCACCGGUCCGUCGCACUUUCUACCACCCUUACUUCGACUACCCGACCCCCGAGUUCGUCCCAUACGUCUAC
Messenger RNA from Iphiclides podalirius (scarce swallowtail), 837 nucleotides. Lineage: Eukaryota; Metazoa; Arthropoda; Insecta; Lepidoptera; Papilionidae. The record is from the annotation of a GenBank genome assembly.